Messenger RNA from Alosa alosa (allis shad), 2390 nucleotides. Its product is annotated as B-cell receptor CD22-like. Bases 472 to 1635 code for a protein of 387 amino acids. The record is from RefSeq and is a predicted model, not a curated record. NCBI's taxonomy places the organism in Eukaryota, Metazoa, Chordata, Actinopteri, Clupeiformes, Clupeidae. The transcript is spliced from 7 exons.
GUUGGGGUUCAUGUGUCAUGACAGUGUCAUGUCACUCUUAUGUUGAUACUGUCAAGUAAAGUGUUACAGAGUACUUUUAGUAUUGUCCACAAAAAACACAAAAAUACAGUAUUGUAUUUUAAUGCAUGCGGCUACUGUAUGUUGUAGUUUAUUUUGAUACACUUAAAAUUAAGAUAUUUCAAUUUUUUAUUUUAAAAUACAUGUUGAUGUAUUUUCGCCCUGAUACUAAGCAUGCUGCGUAAAAGACCCACUGCUUUAGUGACUUUGAAAAUCAAAGUGCCUCUAUUCUCCCUCUUUGAGACUCAUUUUGGGUGUUCUCUGUAAAAUAAAUUUGACUUUUUUGUUUUACUUUCUCCAAUUAGAGAAUCAAAUUGGGCUCACCUGGCACCACUGCUGCAGUCUGUAUGAGGAGAUAGCAUAGGUCCAACCUCUACACUUGCUUUUGAAUUACAGGGGUAGGCUACAACCGAAAUGUUCUACAAUGGAGACCACAUAUCUUUGGCCUUUUCCCUGCUGAUUUUACCAGGUGUCAUCAUCAGUACUAACACUGCAGGAUCAUGGAAUGUCUCCUCCCCUUCAAGAUUAUGUGCUUUAACUGGAUCAUCAGUAACCAUUUUCUGCACUUACAGAUAUCCUCAAGAACACACUGUGACAGAUGUGUCUUGGUACAGCAACAAAGAUAACAAACGCCUGACUGAAAGUGAACGUUUCAAAAACAGAGGCCAAUUUCUUGGGGAUAAAAAGAAUAACUGCUCACUGAGAAUUAAUGGUCUGAGGGAAAGCGAUUCCAAAGAAAAAUACAAGUUCUGGUUUAGAACAAAUAGCAGUGAAUUUUCUGGGGCAGGUGUUACUUUAUCCGUCACAGCUCUGCGGGUGAUGAUGAGUCCAAAAACAGUGACAGAAGGGCGGAGUGUUACACUGACCUGCAGCACCACCUGCAGUCUAGGCAACUCCACCACCUACAUCUGGUACAAGAACGGCCUACCUGUGUCAACCACACACACACCAGACAACACGUUCUCCAUCAACAAGAUCCGCGUCACAGAUGAAGGCAGAUACUCCUGUGCUGUGACGGGACACGAUGAUCAUCCGUCCGACUUUGUGACCCUCAGUGUUAGAUACGCUCCCAGAAACACCACAGCAUUGCUGAGCUUGUACAUAAAUGAAGGUACUUCAGUGGCAGUAAUCUGCAGCAAGGACGCCCCCGCAUUGCUCAGUCUCUCCAUUAAGGAACACACUUCAGUGACUUUGACCUGCAGCAGUGAUGCCAAGCCCUCUGUUCGCCACUACUCCUGGUAUAAGAAGAUCGGAGCCAAAUCCUCCCUGAUGGUAUUUGGGCAGAAUUACAGCAUCACGGAUGCCAAGGUGGCCGACAGUGGCCAGUAUUACUGUAAGGCAGAAAACAUAGUGGGAGCGACGGAAUCUUCAACUCUUCCUUUAAAUGUAUACAAGGUCACCACAGGACUGCGAUCAGCUGUGCUAGUCCCAGCCAUCAUUGUUGUGGCCAUUGCAGUGAGCUUCGUGUGUUGGUGGAGAAGGACAGCAGAGCGAGCCUCUGGAGUGCAUUCCCAGGGGCCUGAUGCAACCUCCUUAUGGCACAUGCAUAGCUCCGAAUCCCAGAGCAAGAUCAUCUGAGAAGGACACUCUUGAUGUAUGUCCUUGACAUAAACAGGCAGACGAAUUGUAAAUGAAAUAUAUUAUUCUUUACAUUUUAAUUUGUGUAUAGUUUGUGUGUCCUGUUGCUAGCAGUUCAGGAUCCCAGCCAGUCAUUGUGUCCAAUGAUGAAUACGGAAGCCACUGUAGACACAAGCUCAUGCUGAACCUACUCACUUCCAUACUCCUUAACCAACAGGCAGAAGGAUUUUACAGAUACACAUGAAUAGUGUGUGUGUGUGUGUGUGUGUGUGUGUGUGUGUGUGUGUGUGUGUGUGUGUGUGUGUGUGUGUGUGUGUGUGUGUGCGUGCGUGCAUAAAGUGGACAUAUACAAGUUAAAUUUUGUAAGUAAACACAAGAAAUAACAUGCAUACUUAAGUGAUCAUGUAUUGAUGUAUGAAAUGCCAUUAUCAUUCAUUUUUUUUCAAUUCAUCAUGAUAAAAUGAAAAAAUAUUAUUUUAUUUUUUUCUAUUGCCUGUGAUGAUUUAGUUCACUGCAGUUUUAGUAUUGUUUAUGUUGUGCUAUUUGUAUCAUAUUCUGUAUUCUGCUGUUUGUUUUCAAAGCCAGUGUGUUAUGAUUAUGUAUAUAGUCAACUAUUUUGAGUCUAUGGUGUUGUUAACUGUUUAUGUUAAUAGGCUAUGUACAAUCAUGUUCAUAGGUUAUGAUUGUUUUGCUAAUAUUGUUUUAUAACAAUAGGCCUACAUAAUUAAAGCAUGUGUUUUCCAACAUAAAUAAAA